UUCAGGGAACUGCACAUCUAAUAAUUUCAGUGUCGGACCAUUACACAGGCCGUGUCAAAUGGCACGGGAGUAGUUACUACUACCCGAAGAUUAAGACUAAGUUUGAAGAAUUCAACCUAUGGGACAGGGUGAGGGAAUCCCCUUUCAAACAAUUUUUCGAGAGAGAGCCCAUUCAAUUUUCAGGAGCAUUUUUUCAUCAGUUGAUUCUUCACAAAAUAAAAUCUGACAAGCCGGACGAGGUGCAUUUCUAUGUGGGAAGGAAGAGAUGUAGAUUUGGCAGGGUGGAGUUCGGCUUGGUGAUCGGGUUAAACUUGUUGCCCGGCCCUACUGAGGAAGACAUCAAAGAAAAAGGAAGUUCUGAUCGGUUGAUUAUGGAAUAUUUCAACGGUAGUCCUUCGAUCAGCUUCGGCCAACUGCGCAGAGUUUUUGAGAGCUGCGCAGAAGUUGAUGAUGUCUACAAGUUGGGGAUGGUUUUGUUUGUUAUGGGCGUCCUCAAUGGUAAGGAGGAGAAGACUGUCGUUCCUCCUUUUGUGAUAAGAAUGGUUGAUAACCUUCCAUUCUUCUACGAGUACCCCUGGGAAAAUAUUUCUUACACCAAGCUGAUGGAAACUUGUAACAAUGACUACUUGGAUGUGAAGAAUAAGAUGUUGAAAAAGAUUGAGAAGUUAGUCACUCAGAAGGAGGCAAAAUACUCAGCCUACGGCUAUACUGCAGCGUUGCAAUAUUGGGCAUACGAGGCCAUAUUACAGCUGGGCAACGAGUAUGCAGUGAGGAGGUCGCAUCGCUUUCCGAGAAUGGUCAACUGGGAGAGUAAGUCGAACACUACACUCGGGAAGGAUGAAGUGACCAGAUUAUUUGCUAAAAAUUUGACAGUGUACUCCAUGUUAUGUCCUCGGCCGAAUGAGAUUGAGUUUGUGAGUUACAUAACCGGGGGUCAGCCUCCGUUAUUUGUUGACUUGGAGGAACUUGUGUUGGGUGAGGAUGGGCAACAAACAUAG
Messenger RNA from Cannabis sativa, 998 nucleotides. RefSeq lists its product as uncharacterized. The record is from RefSeq and is a predicted model, not a curated record. Lineage: Eukaryota; Viridiplantae; Streptophyta; Magnoliopsida; Rosales; Cannabaceae. The coding region runs from base 372 to 998 and encodes 208 amino acids. The transcript has 2 exons.